This is a messenger RNA of Callorhinus ursinus (northern fur seal), 5232 nucleotides long. It is a transcript of the gene TMEM168, whose product is annotated as transmembrane protein 168. Lineage: Eukaryota; Metazoa; Chordata; Mammalia; Carnivora; Otariidae. The record is from RefSeq and is a predicted model, not a curated record.
GAGCGGCAGGAACAUGGCGGCCGCGGUCGGGCCGGUAACGGAGAAAGUUUCCAAGGAGACUGGCCUGUGUUAGUGCCUGUGGCCUCGGGCCCUCGGACCCCCCUGCCCCCCGGCGUGCCACCUCCCAGCUCCGAGUCGCAAGCUCAGCCCCAAGGGCCCUCCCUUUACUGUGUUGGCCCCAGAGCCGACUCCGGGGGUUGAGAGAGCGUUGGUGGCGGCGGCCGAGUCAGAUUACUAUAAACAAAAAUUCCACCAGAGGAAAUGCUGAAAUAGGAGUUACGGAUACGUUGGAUUUGCUGGAUGAAAAACAAGCAGUAAAUUUUUGUACCACGGGGAGAAAGCCCAAAUUGCCAGAUUACAUGUGUAAAUCACUGCGUUACUGCUUUAGUCAUUGUCUGUAUUUAGCAAUGACAAGACUGGAAGAAGUCAACAGAGAAGUGAACAUGCAUUCUUCAGUGCGUUAUCUUGGCUAUUUAGCCAGAAUCAAUUUAUUGGUUGCUAUAUGCUUAGGUCUUUAUGUAAGAUGGGAAAAAACAGCAAAUUCCUUAAUUUUGGUAAUUUUUAUUCUUGGUCUUUUCGUUCUUGGAAUUGCCAGCAUACUCUAUUAUUAUUUUUCAAUGGAAGCAGCAAGUUUAAGUCUCUCCAAUCUUUGGUUUGGAUUCUUGCUUGGCCUCCUAUGUUUUCUUGACAAUUCAUCCUUUAAAAAUGAUGUGAAAGAAGAGUCAACCAAAUAUUUGCUUCUAACUUCCAUAGUACUAAGGAUCUUAUGCGCUUUGGUGGAGAGAAUUUCUGGGUAUGUCCAUCAUCGACCCACUUUACUAACCACAGUUGAAUUUCUGGAACUUGUUGGAUUUGCUAUUGCCAGCACAACCAUGUUGGUGGAGAAGUCUCUGAGUGUCAUUUUACUUGUUGUAGCUUUGGCCAUGCUGAUUAUUGACCUGAGAAUGAAGUCUUUCUUAGCUAUUCCAAACUUAGUUAUUUUUGCAGUCUUGCUGUUUUUCUCCUCAUUGGAAACUCCCAAAAAUCCAGUUGCUUUUGCAUGUUUUUUCAUCUGCCUGAUAACUGACCCUUUCCUUGACAUUUAUUUUAGUGGACUUUCAGUGACUGAAAGGUGGAAACCCUUUUUGUACCGUGGAAGAAUAUGCAGAAGACUUUCAGUCGUUUUCACAGGAAUGAUUGAACUUACCUUUUUUAUUCUUUCAGCAUUUAAACUUAGAGAUACUCACCUCUGGUAUUUUGUAAUACCAGGCUUUUCCAUUUUUGGAAUUUUCUGGAUGAUUUGCCAUAUUAUUUUUCUCUUAACUCUUUGGGGAUUCCAUACCAAAUUAAAUGACUGCCAUAAAGUAUAUUUCACCCACAGGGUAGAUAACAAUAGCCUUGAUAGAAUCAUGGCAUCCAAAGGGAUGCGUCACUUUUGCUUAAUUUCAGAGCAGUUAGUUUUUUUUAGUCUUCUUGCAACAGCGAUUUUAGGAGCAGUUUCCUGGCAGCCAACAAAUGGAAUCUUCUUGAGCAUGUUUCUGAUAGUUUUACCAUUGGAAUCCAUGGCUCAUGGACUCUUCCAUGAAUUGGGUAACUGUUUAGGAGGAACAUCUGUUGGAUAUGCUAUUGUGAUUCCCACCAACUUUUGCAGUCCUGAUGGUCAGCCAACACUUCUUCCCCCAGAACAUGUACAGGAGUUAAAUUUGAGGUCUACUGGCAUGCUCAAUGCUAUCCAAAGAUUUUUUGCAUAUCAUAUGAUUGAGACCUAUGGAUGUGACUAUUCCACAAGUGGACUGUCUUUUGAUACUCUACAUUCCAAACUGAAAUCUUUCCUUGAACUUCGGACUGUGGAUGGACCUAGACAUGAUACGUAUGUUUUGUAUUACAGUGGGCACACCCAUGGCACGGGAGAGUGGGCUCUUGCAGGUGGAGACAUACUGCGCCUUGACACACUUUUAGAAUGGUGGAGAGAAAAGAAUGCCUCCUUCUGUUCUCGCCUUAUUAUCGUAUUAGACAGUGAGAAUUCAACUCCGUGGGUGAAAGAAGUGAGAAAAAUCAAUGAUCAGUACAUUGCGGUGCAAGGAGCAGAGAUGACAAAGACCAUAGAUAUUGAAGAAGCUGACCCACCACAGCUGGGUGACUUUACAAAGGACUGGGUAGAAUAUAACUGCAACCCCAGUAAUAACAUCUGCUGGACUGAAAAGGGACGCACUGUGAAAGCAGUCUACGGUGUGUCAAAGCGGUGGAGUGACUACACUCUGCAUCUGCCAACAGGCAGCGAUGUGGCCAAGCACUGGAUGUUACACUUUCCUCGUAUUACAUAUCCACUGGUGCAUUUGGCAAAUUGGUUGUGCGGUCUGAACCUUUUUUGGAUCUGCAAAAGUUGUUUUAGGUGUUUGAAAAGAUUAAAAAUGAGUUGGUUUCUUCCUACUGUGCUGGACACAGGACAAGGCUUCAAACUUGUCAAAUCUUAAUUUGGAACCCAAAGUGGAAUAUUAUUGAGAGUUCAUACUACCGGUUUCCACUAACUUGCCAUUUUUUGUAUAUGGUUUUUUUAUUUGUGAAAAAUACCUUGCUACUUCUGUAGCUGCUCUCACUUUGUCUUUUCUCAAGUAAUUAUGGUGUAUGUAAGAUGUUGGGAAUAAGCAUUUUAUCCUACAAGUAUGUAAGGAGUCAUAAAUGCUGAUGCUGUGUAAAUGCAUCACAGAGGUUAAAAAUAACUGCACUUUGAGGAAUGUUUGCAUAUGCCUCUGAUUAGAAAGAAAACACUUGUCUGUGCUCUGCAGUGGCCAAUGAGGAAUUAAUAAUGCCUUAUUUUCUAGGCAUAGAUUAGAGAUUGUAGACCAGACCGUUUACUAUUAUAAGAAAAUUUCCAAUUUGCUUACAAAAAGAUUUUUUUUUUUUUGUCAACAGUAGGUUUGAGUCCAAGACCUUUUGAAGAAUUACAAACUCUUUCUUAAAAAAGGAUAAAGGGAGAAGCCUGAAAUGAGUACAAAAAUUUGCUUAUAGUCUACCAUUCAGAUGUCUUGGUUGUGGCCUAUUACCAGUGUAGUAGUAAAGCCCAAAAGACUGUUGAGAUCAAAACAUUCUUCCUGUAGGUAACUGUAAGAGGCUAGAAGCCUACAGAUCGCUCCUUCCUGCAUUGUUGGGGUGGAGGGAGGGGCUCUGAAAGCACUGGCAAUUUUAAGAGUCUUUCUCAGGGUAACUGUUUUAAUGAACAAUGUUUCCAGCUACAAAUUCCUUCCAAAUAAAUUGUCUUCCCUUUCGAAAAGUAAACUUUUUAAAAAUUUAGCAAUUUCUCAUUGAUUGAGGCUAUUUUCGCUAUUCAGAAAUGAUUUUGAUCUCUAUGGAAUUAAUGCUCUGCCAUGAAAAUUAUCUUUCAGAUCUCUCAUUAGUGAUGACAUUUUUUUCUACAGAAGGUCAAAGGAUUGAAAACAGGUCAUUUUUUUUCUUGUAUACAUGUAAUGUAUUAUGUAAAAAAAGUAUUCGUAUUGGCAAUUUUAGUUUGCCAGUGUUUAGUUUUAGUUUGCAUAAUGGUGUGGUUGUAAUUUUUAAAACUUAAUUCAGUGUUUUAUCUGAUUAAAGCAGGCACUGAUCAGGGUAUCCCCUAAGAGGUAAUUUACCCCCUGUUCCCUUCCAGUAAUCCUUACAUUCUAAAUUUUCAUAUCUGAGAAAUAACAAGAGAGGAGUAGAAGUAAAUUAGGGGAUAAUCUAAUCUUUGUUGUUUAAAGUGUGACUUCUCACCACUGAAGCCAUUUUUCCAUCCUCAGAGAGAGGAACUAAUGCCUCUACCAUUUUCUACCUGGUGACUUGAACAUUGAAGUUUUUGUUAGGUAGAAGUCACUUAGUGUCAGGGAACUUGUAUACCACUAUCUAUGCAGCCUUGUUACAGUCUGAUGAUUUCUGUGUUUUGAACAUGAUUUUCCUAAUACUUUGAAUAAAAUUUUAAAAAUUUUUCAUGUAAUGUGCAAAAAAACAGUUACUGAAUAAUUUUAAUAUAUUAAAAGUGAUAGUCAUAAAAAAUGCCCAUGUGUUAUUAGAGUUCAUGGUUGGUAGGUUGAUUUGAAAUUUUCCAAGAUUUGGUUACAUAUUUAUAUCAACAUUAUCCAAAUGAAAUAGUUUAAUGUUUCAUUACUAUCCAGAAUUAGUAUAAGCAGAAAAGUCGUGUUAAAAUUAUGAGCUUUUAGCUACAAAAAAAUAACAUUAAGUAAAAUCUUUUAAAUUUCCAAGCCAAUAUUGAGCAAAUUAGCUUUAAUUAAAGCAUAUAUCUUUACUCUGAGAAAGCCAAAUAUAAAGGUAUAUUCUGCAUUCUGUAUAAAGUAAGAUGGUACUAAAAAUCCGAUUCAAAAGGUAGCAGACUUUACAGCCACAAAGCUAGUGUUCUGAUAUCCAUUUUCUAUGACCAGAAAAGUUCUGAGCUAAAAAUGUGAUUCAAGCCAAUUAAUAACCACAAAGUCACAGAAUAUCCAAUCCACUUUGAUGAAUUCCCCUCCCAAACAAAAAACUAUAAAAUGACAAGAGGUGGCAUCCUAAAUUAAAGCUGCCAUUUUAAAACAUUAAAGUAACUGACAGAAUAUAAAGAACAUUAUAGGAGGGAUAAAUUGAUUGGUUACUCUAACUUAAAGAUUAAAAACUAUAUCUGACAAUUAGUAAGGAUAAUUUUCUCAUGGCUUUCAUUUUAUAUACCAUAUGUUUACAAAGGAGUUACUGGGAGUGAUAGGAUUACUUUAGGGCAAAACUUUAUCACCCCACUAAAAAAUAGUUAACAUGGAGAUGUUUUUCAACAUAAUGUUGAUUUAAUUUUUCUUAUACGAUACCUUGCUGAAACCAGAAAAACACUACCCCCUAAAAACAUCUUUUAAAAAACUAUAUACUGUUUGUGAUGAAUUAAGGAGCCAAGUUCUUUCUCUUCUUAUAAUUUUUCAGUUAUGCUAUUAUUUCAUUAAGAAUUUUUGUUUUAGUUUGCUCUGACUAAACUCUUCUUCCCUGGGAUAUUUGGAUUUAUCUUUGCAUAGCUUUCUAUCUUGCUCUUAGUACAGAAUUGUACAGAAGACCAUUUUUAUGAGCAGUGUUUUCGUAAGUUUAUUAAAAGUUGCAUUACUAAUUAAAAUGCAUUUAUAUUGAAUGCAUUAGUGGGUAGAUCUUUUUUAAGUAAAAUCUUCAUUAGAAUCUAUUUGUAACUUAAAUUAGAAUCUAUUUGUAACUCUACAUUUUGUUUGUUAAGUUUGGCCUAAAUAUAUUUGCUGUUGUGGG